This is a messenger RNA of Acanthosepion pharaonis, 696 nucleotides long. NCBI's taxonomy places the organism in Eukaryota, Metazoa, Mollusca, Cephalopoda, Sepiida, Sepiidae. The record is from the annotation of a GenBank genome assembly.
AUGUUCCACACGUCUCUCUCUCUCUCUCUCUCUCUAUCUAUCUAUGUAAGCUUGUUCAUAUCUAUUUAUCUUGCUCAUUUCUUUCAUUUUUUUUUUGAAAUUUUCCAUUUUUCUUCUUUUUCAUUCUCUCUUUUCACUUCUGAUUCAUUUUUUUCUCUUGUCAUUCUUUCAUUAUUUUUAAUCAACCUCUUUCUUCUAAAUUCCUUUUCUUCGUUAUUAUCUUUUUCGUUUUUCUCUUCUUUCAUUAGCUUUCCUCUUUUCUUCCUUCACGUCUGUUUUAUAGAACACCUUUUUUCCUUCCCAUUUUCAAACUACUUCUAUUUUACAUUCUCUCUUUUUUUUUCUAGACGAAAUAUUUCGUUUUCCUUUCUUUUCAAUAUAUUUCUCUUCUUUUUCAUAAUACAUUCAGGCAAGAUCAUUCUUCCCUAUCUAUCUAUCUAUCUAUCUAUCUAUCUAUCUAUCUAUCUAUCUAUCUAUCUAUCACAAACUUUUUCAUUUAAUCUAUCUAUCUAUCUAUCUAUCUAUCUAUCUAUCUAUCUGACCCUGUUCAUUAUUGUUAUGAAAUACAAGCCUUCACUGAAAAAUAACUCCACAACAUCUAUCUAUCUAUCUAUCUAUCUAUCUAUCUAUCUAUCUAUCUAUCAACACAUUGGGGCUAUAUAUUUAUUGGCCACGGUUCUGACCGCUGGUUUUUAG